CCCCGGCAUGGGGGGGGAGAGCGACCCCCGGGGCAGGGAUUAAUGGGUUGAGAGCACUGGGACCCUCCUGGGGGGGGGGGGGGACAGCAUGGUGUCAUGCCAAGAGUGGGCAAGAGGUUAGUUUGUUCAGAGGUGGCUGACCACCCUUAAAUGGGGGAGAAAGGGCAGGAGCACAGGCGGAAAGCCACCGAUUGAGAGCACCGACCCAAGGGGAACCCUGAGCAAUGCCGAAGCCCCCAGUGCUUCCCCCAUGCUGCCCCACCAGCCUGGGCUAUGUCGCCGAGCCGGGCUCCCUGGCGGGGCAGUUACUCCAGCACGCAACUGAUGGCAGGCUCAGGAAGGCCAAGAAGCUGCUGAAGAGAGGGGUGGAUGUGGAUGGCCAAAACACAGCUGGACAGACAGGCCUCUUCGUUGCCGCACUUCUGGGACAUACCGCGGUUGCCCGGCUCUUCCUCCGGUUCAGAGCAGAUCCCAACCACCGGUGUUACGAUGGCAGCACCCCUGUCCACGCCGCUGCCUUCUCCUGCCAGCGGCCCCUCUUCGCCCAAGUCCUGGAGGCAGGGGGUGACCUGAGACUCCAUGAUCAGCAGGGCAGGACCCCCCAGGACUGGGCCGAACAAGCUGGGAGCGACCAGAAUGCCGAGGUGCUGGCAUUCAUUCAGCAGUGCCGUGCCCGAAUGGUGGGGCUGACUCAGCAUGGGGAGCAGGGAGCCACGCAGACGCUUUCCAGCAGGAUAGGGGGCUCGCCACGCAGCCUGCGUUCCUCCUUCUCCUCCCUGCUCGCUGCCUCCUUCUGGUCUCUGGGUAGCUCCAGGACAGAUUGGAGUGGCAGGGGGCCUGUGGCAGGGUUUGGCCAGCUGUGCCCCAGUGGCCCCCUGCGCCCCAGUUUCGCCUCUGUCACCCCCAUCGCGGACCCAGACGAGCUGCUGCGGGCCGAGGCCGAGCCGGACCGGAGCUAUGAGAAUGGGCCCUACACACUCAUGAGCAACUGCCUGUGGAAGGGACAGCUCGUCACUCUGCGAGGGCUGAAACCAGAGCCCCCCGGCAGCAGGCCCCACGGCCCCACGGACCUGCUGGUGGCAGAGCAACAGCACUGCAGCCAUCUGCACCACCCCCACCUGCUGCUGCUUCUGGCCGUGAGCCCUUCCCUGGACCUGCGCGAGGUGCGUCUGGUGUUCGAGAGGGUGGAGAUGGGCUCCCUGUACUGGGCCCUGCACCAGGAGGCACCCCACCCCCCUGCGCCCCCCUCCUGCCUGGCCGCCUUGCGCCUGCUGCUGCAGCUGUGUGAGGCGCUGCUGUUCCUGCACGGGCAGGGGUAUGUGCACCGCGCUCUCACCUCCCACGCAGUCCAGCUGGUGCGCCCCGGCCUGGCCAAACUCGGCAGCCUGGAGUACAUGCAGCCACGGGCCAGGACUGGGUCUGGGGACCCCACACCCCCCCCUGAGCUCUAUAACUGGCUGUCCCCAGAGGUGAUCCGUGACCGCCCAGCCUCCACGACCUCCGACCUGUACAGCUUCUGUGCCGUCACCCAGGAGAUCUUCACAGGUGCCGUGCCCUGGUACGGGGCGGAGGGAGCGGCUGUGCGGCAGUGGGUGCAGGCAGGCCGGUCUCUGGCCCCUGAUGCCUGCGUGCCCCCACCCUGCUAUGAGGUGGUGAGGGCUGGGCUGGCCUUCCGGGAGCGGGAACGCUGUGGCUCCCUACCUGAUAUUCGCUACGUCCUGCGUAAGGCCCUGCAGGAGGCCAUGGGGCAGCCGGGCGGCCCACUGUCCCUGUCUCCCAGGAGGCUGUGUGCGUGGGCAGGGGAGGCCUGGACCCCCCUGGAGUGCCUCCCUGCAGCCCCUGCAGGUGAGAGCCAUGGGGUGUGGGUGGGGUGGACAGAGGGUACUGACGCCAGGCCCUCACCCCCACCCCUCUGCACCCCAGAACCCCUCUACUAUGAGGUAGGGGAUGGCAGUCCAGAGCGGGCAGCAGCUGAUGGCAGCACAGGCCAAUGGGCUGAGCUGGGCAGUGGCAGCCCAGUGCCAGGGCUGCAGGGCAAGGGGCAGCCCAGCCCCCUGGCGCGCCAGGCCACAGCAGCCUCAGACAGCAGCUUGGAGGUGGAGAGCAGCAGCCAGGAGGGGACAAGGGGCUGUGAGAGUGGCAGCCCAGGCUCCGGCACCAUGGAGCCGGCCCGGCCCCCAGCCCUGCCCUGCGUGAGCAGCCUCCAAGCCUCAGCCUGCCUGCUGGAGCAGGCCCAGGCCUCGCUGGAGACCCUGGAGCGUCGCUUUGCCGCUGGCAUCCAGGCCCUGCAGGACUUGGUCAGCCUCCAGGGGACGCGCCCGGCCCAGCCACGCUGCGGCAGGCCUGGGGCUGGCCAAACGGGGGCCACCCGGGCAUGCUGCAGCCUGGGGGCCCUGCAAGGCUCCGGCCAGCCCCCCAUGGCCCCAGCAGGCGAGCGGAGCAGGGCCCGCCCCCUGCAGACCCUCAUCGAUUUCUCCACCUGGGUACGAAUGCAGGAGCAGCAGCAGGGCCUGGGACACCCCGACCUGGCCCGUGAGCCCGCCCUGGACAGCCCCUUUGGCACCCUGCAGUCGCUGGACCUGCUGCAGGAGAUCAUCGAGGAGCUGAAGGGCACGGGAGACGCCGGGGCCAGGUGGCCGGCGGGCAGGGAGCAGAGCAGGGCAGCACCCCAGAAGAGGACAGCUCGGCCCCACACCGCAGCCGAGAGGGGCACCGGGCCCCUGCGCCAGGACAGCUGGGGUGCGGGAGGGAGGGGGGCUUGGGCCUCCCUCUGAGAGCCCCGUCCCAACAGCUGCCACCGGGCCGAGAUCUGCUACCCCCUCGGUGACUAAUAAAUGGCCUGGCCAGAGCUGGGGGCUGUGUGCAGU
Messenger RNA from Mauremys mutica (yellowpond turtle), 2867 nucleotides. Its product is annotated as inactive serine/threonine-protein kinase TEX14-like. The coding region runs from base 225 to 2774 and encodes 849 amino acids. Gene Ontology annotation, cellular component: midbody; kinetochore; intercellular bridge. Gene Ontology annotation, biological process: protein phosphorylation; intercellular bridge organization; mitotic spindle assembly checkpoint signaling. The transcript is spliced from 19 exons. Gene Ontology annotation, molecular function: protein binding; ATP binding; protein kinase activity. The record is from RefSeq and is a predicted model, not a curated record. Lineage: Eukaryota; Metazoa; Chordata; Testudines; Geoemydidae.